GGUUGUUCUCUGUGUAACUGAUAAAAAGAAGGACAAAACAAGUUAUAAAAGCAGCACAAAAAAGAACAGAAAACCUGUUUGAGAAAAUGUGGGCACUUUUGGUCCUCAUAGGUGCUGCAUCUGUUUCUGCUCACCUGCAGGAUCUUUCCUUUGAUGGACAGAAGGUGUUCCGUGUAAUUCCACAGAAUGAUGAGCAGGUGGAAAUCCUCAAUUUCCUUGCCAGCAUCAUGGAGGUUGACUUUUGGCAGCCAGAUUCCGUCAAACUGGUAAGGCCAAAAAUGCAAGUGGAUUUCCGAGUUGAAGCUGAGAAGUCUUUUAAGGUUGAAGAUCUUUUGAAAGAAAGUGGAAUGGAGUAUCAAGUUCUGAUUGACAACCUGCAGGCUGCACUGGAUGCCCAGUUUGACAGCCGAGCUCGUUCUGCCGGCCACAGCUAUGUGAAGUACAACAACUGGAACACGAUAGCUGCUUGGACUGCUGAUAUUGCUGCUCAGAACCCAGACCUUGUCUCUCGUAGUGUAAUUGGGGAAACGUAUGAAGGACGGCCAAUGUACCUUCUCAAAGUGGGAAAAAGUGGUUCAAAUAAGAAGGCCAUCUUUAUGGAUUGUGGUUUCCAUGCAAGAGAAUGGAUCAGCCCUGCUUUCUGCCAGUGGUUUGUGAAAGAGGCUGUGGAGACCUAUGGAAAAGAUACUGUCAUGACCACACUUCUGGACAAGCUGGACUUCUAUGUUCUGCCUGUUGUUAACAUUGAUGGUUACAUUUACACUUGGACAAAAGACCGCAUGUGGAGAAAGACUCGUUCUAAACACGCCGGGAGCACUUGCAUUGGGACAGAUCCCAACAGGAAUUUUAAUGCUGGCUGGUGCACUCUUGGGGCCUCAAAUUAUGCCUGUUCUUCCACUUAUUGUGGCCCUGCACCUGAGUCUGAAAAGGAGACCAAGGCUCUGGCUGAUUUUAUUCGUGAACAUCUUUCUACAAUCAAGGCAUACUUGACAAUUCACUCCUAUUCCCAGCUGCUACUGUUUCCUUAUUCAUACACUUACAGUUUGCCAUCAGAUUACGAGGAACUGAAUUCCAUAGCUAGAGCUGCUUCCAAAGAACUGGCCAGUUUGUACAACACUGAAUAUACAUAUGGUCCAGGAGCAACAACUAUCUACCCUGCUUCAGGGGGCUCUGAUGACUGGGCUUAUGACCAAGGCAUCAAGUACUCUUUCACUUUCGAGCUGCGGGACACCGGGAGAUACGGUUUCCUUCUCCCUGAAUCUCAGAUAAAGCCAACCUGUGAAGAGACUUUGCUUGCUGUUAAAUAUAUUGCCAACUAUGUCCUUGAGCACUUGUAUUAGAAUGGAAUUCUAAAAAUUAUUAAAGUAGGCUUUAUACAAA
Molecule: messenger RNA, 1380 nt
Organism: Haemorhous mexicanus (house finch)
Lineage: Eukaryota; Metazoa; Chordata; Aves; Passeriformes; Fringillidae
Gene: CPB1
Product: carboxypeptidase B1
Exons: 11
Coding region: 87-1340 (417 amino acids)
Biological process (GO): proteolysis
Molecular function (GO): metallocarboxypeptidase activity; zinc ion binding
Source: RefSeq, a predicted model, not a curated record